AUGAAAAGAACAAAAACAAGAAAAAAAGUAUUACCAAGCCUUGGCCAAAAUCUGAGUGAGGAUGGUGUAGAUAUAAAAAAAGAAUUACAAGAACUUAAUGAUCGCUCAGAUCUAAAUAAGGACAAUGUGAUUGAAAUGAUGAGUAAAAUUUUAUCUGUUAUGAAUUCACCAGAUGUGAAUUACCAGCAUCAUAAUGUUAUAGAUCUUGGCCUUCACGGUUGUACUUUAUUGCAUAUAGCAGCCAGAUUUGACUAUUAUAGAAUAGCAGGUUUGCUUAUAGAAGCAGGAGCAAAGGUCGACUCAAAAGAUAUGUUAGGGUGUACUCCUUUACACUAUGCUGCCAUGAACGGUGACAAUAUAGAAGUAGCAAAAGUCCUUAUUGCAAAUGGAGCAAAUGUCAAUGAACAGGAUAUAUAUAGAAGAAGACCUUUGUAUUAUGCACUUGACAAUGGUUAUCGAGAAGUUGCAAAGUUCCUAAUAUCUAAAGGUGCACAGAUAAAUAAUAAAGAAGUAUUACAAGCUCUCAAUGAUCGCCCAGACCUAAAUAAGGGCAAUGUGAUUAAAAUGAUGCAGAAAUAUAUACCACAUCUUGUGAAAGAUUCACCAGAUGUGAACUAUUCGCAUCACAAGAUUAUGUAUUAUGGCAGCUUUAAACCCAUUUUUAUUCAUUGUACUUUAUUACAUAUGGCAGCCGAAUAUAAUUGUCCUAGACUAGCAGGUUAUCUUAUAGAAAUAGGAGCGGAUGUUAACUUAAAAGAUGCACGUGAUCGCACUCCUUUACAAGUUGCAUUUGAAAAUGAUGAUCUAGAAACUGCAACGCUUUUAAUAGCUAACGGUGCAGAUCGAGCAUGUGUUCCGGCAUACAUUACUAAAAGAUCUCAUUCAGAAGGUGAAAUAAUUGCUAUCAUUACGGUGAUCUUGGCUGCUACAGUAACUGCAAUAGUUCUUGCUGAUAAAACUGAAUUAUCUGCAUUAGCAAUCACAGGAGCAACUAUAGCAUCCAUGCUUAUAGUGAGUGUUAUUGCCUACGGGCUUGCAUAUAUGUGGUCAAAAUAUACGCUCAAUAGCAUGUUAAAUCAAGUAAAAUGUGAUAACUCUCUUUCACCACAACCAACCAAGUAAAUUUUAUUUGAUUAAUUUUUUAAUAUAUGUAUUAUUAAUGUAAUAUAUAUGUUUUAAUUAGAAUGACAAUAGAACAAAGAUUACUAACCCUCAAUAGCAACCCAGAUCUCAAUGAAAAGAAUGUGAUUGAAUUGAUGUGUGAAAUUUUACAUAUUAUGAAUUCAUCAAAGGUGAACCAUCGGCAUCCUCAUAUUAUAGACCUCGGCUCUCACGUCUUUGCUCAAGGCUGUACUUUAUUACAUAUAGCAACUGCACUUAAUUGUGAUAGAAUAGCAGGUUUUCUCAUAGAAGCAGGGGAGGAUGUUAACUCAAAAGAUUGUUAUAAACGCACACCGUUACACUAUGCUGCCAUGUAUAACAGUGCAGAAGCAACAAAAGUCCUCCUUGACAAAAAAGCAGAUAUCUAUGCAUGGGAUUUUCUUCGUAACACCCCUUUACAACUUGCAAUUGCAAGAGACAGCCUAAAAGUUGCAAAGCUUCUAACAGAUGAAAGUAAAGAUCGAUCACUUAGGUACAAAAAAGAAAACGAUAUUGAUCUGUUCGUUAUGUCAGUUGCAGUUAUAGGAUUUGUGGUAACACUAGGCUCACUGAUAUAUGCCGCACCGUCUGCGAUCGAAGAAGAAGCAUGUCUACUCAUCUUUGGCAUAGUUUUAGCAUCACUGGCUAGUGCUGCUGUAUUUGGUGGUAUUACCUAUGGAAUUGCAUAUAUAUGGUCAAAACAUGAACUUAGUAGCACAUUAAAGGAAGUAAAACUAAAUGAUCACUCUCAGUCACAACAACCAACUAAGUAAACUUUAGUUGAUUAAUUUUUUAAUAUAUGUUACUAUAAUAACAAUAUAUUUUAAUGAGAGCUACAAUGACACAAUACAUAAAUAUGACCGCAAAGGAUCCGAAUGAGAAAGGCAUAAGACCUUCUGCGAAACAAAGAAAUAAACGUCAAAUUCUCUUUGGGGGGUAUAAAAACCUAUCCCAUGUGUGACUUUGCUUCUCUACAACGCUCUAAACAAGAAAAUUUUUAAAAAAUACGAAGAGAAAUCUUCCAAGCUAAGUUUCACGUUUUGCAGAAGGUCUAUAGAUAAAAGACUAAUAAAUACUGUAGAAAAGCUAAAAAUACUCAAUAGCAACAAAGAUCUAAAUGAGAAGAAUGUGAUUGAAUUGAUGAGUGAAUUUGUACCUCUCAUUACGAAAUCAUCAAAUGUGAACUACCAGUACAAUGAUUCUAUAGCUUUUGGCCUUUACACAUUUCCUGCAUUUUGUACUUUGUUACAUAUAGCAGCCAGAUUUAACUGUCCUAGAUUAGUAGAUUAUCUGACAAAAGCAGGAGCAGAUCCUAACUUACAAGAUAGAUCAUUGUGCACUCCUUUACAUUAUGCUGCUAUAAAUGGUAAUAUAGCAGUAGUAGAAGUCCUCACUGACAAUAGAGCAGAUGUCAAUGUACCUAAUCAAUGGAAAAAAACUCCAUUACAAUAUGCACUUGAAGAAGGCCAUCUAAAAAUUGCAGAGCUUCUGAUAAGGAAAGGCGCAGAUCGAAAAUGUGUUCCGGCAUACAUUAAUAAAAGAUCCCAAGAGAAAGGUAAAGUACCUGCUUUCAUUGUGGCAGGCAUAUCAGCUAUUGUAACUCAACAAGUCCUUUUUCAUAACACUGAAUUAUCUAAAUAUCCAAUAAUUGGGGCAAGUAUAGCAUCUAUGAUUUUAGCGGGUGGUAUUGCUUAUGGAAUCGCAUAUAUGUGGUCAAAACAUGUACUUAGUAGUACAUUAGAUAAAGUAAAAGUAGAUGAUGGAUUCUCAGCUGAGAAAUUUAAGUUAUAUAUUGAUUAA
Cinara cedri is the source of this 2940-nucleotide messenger RNA. The record is from the annotation of a GenBank genome assembly. Lineage: Eukaryota; Metazoa; Arthropoda; Insecta; Hemiptera; Aphididae.